AUGGAUCAGCUGAUGAGGGAGACAGACAUUUGUUCUGAUGACAUUAUCCGCACCUUCAUCUCACGCCGGGUGCUUCCCCUCCAGCGCCGGGCCCAUAAGAUAAGCGAAAUGUAUGGCCCUGGCGAUCCCACCAAGAUCACCGGCCUCCCUCUAAGCAAGGAGGAUGCAAAGCAGCGCUUUCCUCGCAUCGCAGCGGAGCAGCGAGGCCCUUGCCGGAAGCGGGCUCUGGACACGGUGGACCCGGAUCCAUACGUGCACUGGACCGACCUCAAGAUGGGCCGCACCCACACCUCGCGCCCCGAUGCUCCCUCAGCCAGCACCAACCCACAGGUCCUGGACCACGCCACCCCGCUCCAGGCCGAGGUUGGCCAGGAGUUCUUGGACAAACUUGCCUCUCAGGGCAGGAAGAAGAAGGCGCCGGCAUCUGAGGCCGGCCCCAGCGAGGCUCCUCCCGCCAAGCGCCCCCGGCAAGAAGUUGUCGGCGGGAAGGUGGUCUCCAAGAAGAAUUACCGGAGGCGGGAGAUGCCUGUUGCUUCCGGUGCUGCACUCAAGAUUUCCAAGAGUGCUUCCGGCAUACCGCCGGAAAGCUCUAAGGAAGCCGCGAGGCCUUCACCUCCUCCUCAACCAAGCCCGGGGGACAAUGUUUCCCCUCCAGAGACUCAAGACACCGGCGCCAGCAACACCGGCGCCAACACUGAAGCUGCCGGGACGGUGGAACCUCCGGUUCCCCCCGCCCCGAAGAAGAAGAAAAAGAAGGACACCAGCUCCUCUCCCUCCAAGACCGUGCCGGAGCCCUCUGCUCCGGCAACCUCUACUCCGGCAAAGGACGCCACAGAGGCUCCUGCGCCAUCCAAGACCGCACCGGCACCUCCACCGGCUGCUCCUACCAGCGAGCCUACCGCCGUCAAGCCGACACCGCCGCCAAGCCAAGAUCCCGCGACGGCCAAACCUAAAGCUUCGGAUGGCAUCAAGUUCUCCAAGCCCAAAGCUGCCGCGGUGACCUCCGCAACCAGCUCCGGCCCGCAGUCCCUUGUACUGCAUGCCGGUCGCGCCACUGUCGUGGCCGGGGAAACGGCUCCAGCUCCGCUGGGCCAGAUUACCGAGCUUACCCGCGGAGGAGCCGAGCUAGGGCAUCUUCUCGAUUAUGCUGAGAAGUGGAAUCGGGCGGAUGAGUCCCCGGCGACGCGUGGCCUGGGGAAGGACAAGAUGCCGGUCGUCGACCCUACCGGCCCCCGGAGCACUGGAUAG
This is a messenger RNA of Lolium perenne, 1248 nucleotides long. The record is from RefSeq and is a predicted model, not a curated record. Lineage: Eukaryota; Viridiplantae; Streptophyta; Magnoliopsida; Poales; Poaceae.